GCACACGUUAUCUCUGUGUUGUUUGUUCCUUGGACUUGAUCUCAGGCUACAGUAAAGUUCAUAAAUUCCCCGGUUCGGACAAGAGGCAUAAAGAUGACAAAAAUCUUAGGAAUAGAUUUCGCGCCUCUCCACAUUCCGAUGGAGCGUCGCCUCCAGACACUAGCGGUCCAACAAUGGACUCUGUCCUUUUUGUUCCUGGGAUUUGGAUGUUUAUUUUUGAUGAUUUAUUUAUUGUUUACUUCCCUUUACUGGAUUCCCCUAUUAUACUUAGCCUUCUACGUUUACGACAGAAAAAAGUCCGCACGAGGAGGACGUCGUUGCCAGUGGAUACGAGAAUGGGCGGUGUGGAGAUAUUUUCAGAAAUACUUUCCUAUAACUUUGAUAAAAACAGUGGAUCUGGAUCCAAAUAAAAACUAUAUAAUGGGUUUCCAUCCUCAUGGAAUACUCAGUGUCAGUGCUUUUUGCCAUUUUGCUACAGAAGGAUCCGGCUGGAGCAAAACAUUUCCGGGCAUUACGCCAUACUUACUGGUACUUCCAGGCCAUUUUCAGUUUCCUGUGUACAGGGAUUAUUUCAUGGCAGGUGGCGCAGUUGAAGCGACAGCAGAAAGUAUGAAAUUCCUUCUGACGAGACAUGGGACCGGAAAUGCUCUAGGUCUGGUGGUGGGCGGAGCUUUAGAAGCAUUAGAAGCAUUUCCGGGAAAGUUUAAUUUGAAACUUGCAAAGAAAAAAGGUUUUAUCAAAGUGGCAUUGCGAACUGGGGCAUGUUUAGUUCCGAUGUUCUCCUUUGGUGAGCACGAAUUGUUUAUACAAGCAGAGAAUCCUGAGGGAUCCCGACUGAGAAGCCUUCAAAACUGGUUGACGAAAUACACAGGGUUCUCUCCCCCUGUUUUCCACGGAAGAGGAAUGUUCAACUACACAUUUGGUCUAGUUCCCUACAGAAUUCCUGUCUAUACAGUUGUUGGUGCUCCAAUAGAAGUCGAAAAGGAUGAGGAUCCAUCUCAGGAGAAAAUUGAUGCACUCCAUAAAAAGUACUUAGAGGAAUUAGAAAAACUAUUUGAAACUCAUAAAUUAAAAUACGGUGUUCCCGAAGAUAAGCACUUACAUUUUAUAGAGUAAAUUCUACAAUGACCCUGUUCGGGACAACUAGAAAUAAUUUAAUAAUAUACUGCUGGAACUAUAAAUUGUAAAUUUUGCUGACGAUUUUUCAGCCACAAGCAUAUUGAAUACGUAAGCAUCCAUGUUUGUAUAUUUACUCAAAAUGUGUUAUUGAUGUAUAAAAUAUAUGUGAGGUGGUAUUGUUAUAAAAUGUAUGUAAUAAAGCUUAGAAAUAUCUAUUUUCAUACGCAUUGUUUAUAUUUUGGAUAAUAAAAUUGUUAUUGGUUU
Molecule: messenger RNA, 1383 nt
Organism: Saccostrea cuccullata (small rock oyster)
Lineage: Eukaryota; Metazoa; Mollusca; Bivalvia; Ostreida; Ostreidae
Product: 2-acylglycerol O-acyltransferase 2-A-like
Exons: 5
Coding region: 94-1116 (340 amino acids)
Biological process (GO): triglyceride biosynthetic process
Cellular component (GO): endoplasmic reticulum membrane
Molecular function (GO): diacylglycerol O-acyltransferase activity
Source: RefSeq, a predicted model, not a curated record